Pseudophryne corroboree (corroboree frog) is the source of this 762-nucleotide messenger RNA. RefSeq names its product tetra-peptide repeat homeobox protein 1-like. The coding region runs from base 1 to 762 and encodes 253 amino acids. The transcript is spliced from 3 exons. The record is from RefSeq and is a predicted model, not a curated record. NCBI's taxonomy places the organism in Eukaryota, Metazoa, Chordata, Amphibia, Anura, Myobatrachidae.
AUGGGCGAGGACUUCCCCAGGGCCCCCUCUCUCCCUGGGCCAGUCCCCGGGGCCCCCUCUCUCCCUGGGCCAGUCCCCGGGGCCCCCUCUCUCCCCGGGCCAGUCCCCUGGGCCCCCUCUCUCCCCGGGCCAGUCCCCUGGGCCCCCUCUCUCCCCGGGCCAGUCCCCGGGGCCCCCUCUCUUCCCGGGCCAGUCCCCGGGGCCCCCUCUCUCCCCGGGCCAGUCCCCGGGGCCCCCUCUCUCCCCGGGCCAGUCCCCGGGGCCCCCUUCCCCUGGGCCCCCUCUCUCCCCGGGCCAGUCCCCGGGGCCCCCUCUCUUCCCGGGCCAGUCCCCGGGGCCCCCUCUCUCCCCGGGCCAGUCCCCGGGGCCCCCUCUCUCCCUGGGCCAGUCCCCGGGGCCCCCUCUCUCCCUGGGCCAGUCCCCGGGGCCCCCUCUCUCCCUGGGCCAGUCCCCGGGGCCCCCUCUCUCCCCGGGCCAGUCCCCGGGGCCCCCUGUCUCCCCGGGCCAGUCCCCGGGGCCCCCUGUCUUUCCGGGCCAGUCCCCGGGGCCCCCUGUCUCCCCGGGCCAGUCCCCGGGGCCCCCUGUCUCCCCGGGCCAGUCCCCGGGGCCCCCUCUCUCCCCGGGCCAGUCCCCGGGGUCCCCUCCCUCCCCGAGCCAGUCACCGGGGCCUGUAGUACAAACAAAUAUGAAGCUAUGGGAUGUGGGGGAGUUGGGCCAUGGAUGUCUGUGACACACUGCCCCAUGUGUCUCCUAUGUAUCUGA